AUGAGCUCUACCGUAACGGUGACCCAGCAACCGGCGAUUACGGCCGAAAAUGUAUUGCGACUGUUCCCCGAAGUCAACACGAGCCUCAUCGGAGGCUCUCACAACUCGGCUACAAGUGACAGCGCGCUAGAGGGUUAUGAUGAAGAGCAGAUUCGUCUCAUGGACGAGGUGUGCAUCGUGCUGGACGAUAACGACAUUCCUAUUGGCAGCGCCACCAAGAAACUCUGCCAUCUGAUGGAGAGUAUUGACCGAGGUCUACUGCAUCGUGCUUUCUCUGUCUUCCUCUUCGACUCUCAGAACCGACUCCUUUUGCAGCAGCGCGCGACCGAAAAGAUCACGUUCCCGGACAUGUGGACAAACACUUGCUGUUCACACCCACUAGGUAUACCUGGCGAGACCGGCGUCGGACUCGAGGAAUCGGUGCAGGGUGUACGUCGUGCGGCGGUACGCAAGCUGGACCACGAGUUAGGCAUCAAAGCAUCCCAAGUCCCCAUUGACGACUUCAAAUUCCUUACUCGGAUACAUUACAAGUCGCCCAGCGAUGGCAAGUGGGGUGAGCAUGAGAUCGACUACAUCCUCUUUAUCAAAGCAGACGUAGACCUUGACGUGAACCCAAAUGAGGUCCGAGACUCUCGUUGGGUGAGCCAGGAUGAUCUGAAGACCAUGUUCAAGGACAAGUCCCUAAAGUUCACGCCAUGGUUCAAGCUGAUCUGUGAGAGCAUGCUUUACGAGUGGUGGAACCACCUUGACUCAGGCCUGGAGAAGUACAUGGGAGAAACUGAGAUUCGACGCAUGUAA
Molecule: messenger RNA, 798 nt
Organism: Plenodomus lingam JN3
Lineage: Eukaryota; Fungi; Ascomycota; Dothideomycetes; Pleosporales; Leptosphaeriaceae
Gene: IDI1
Product: isopentenyl-diphosphate delta-isomerase idi1
Biological process (GO): isopentenyl diphosphate biosynthetic process; isoprenoid biosynthetic process
Cellular component (GO): cytoplasm
Molecular function (GO): isopentenyl-diphosphate delta-isomerase activity
Source: RefSeq, a predicted model, not a curated record